UGUUUGUUCAUUAACUUAUCAAAGGUUUGCUAUUACUAAUAUAUGUCUAUAAAUAUGUCUCUAUUGAAUAUGGACAUUUGUUAAUACAAAAAAUAUUCAACAUUUCUAAUAUUGUCAACUGUCUAGUAGUUUAAAUGGAAAGUAUUCUAUUUUGAAUUUUGUCAAGUUCAAAGCUAAUCCACUUGACAUAACACAGGGAUUCUUGGAGAUGACAAGAUGCGUUCAGCUUUCAAGGGCUCUACUCAGCCUAGAAGUCCUGGUAACCUUAGGCUCAGGAGCUCGUGUAUCAUUUAUAGCGAGGCCAGAAGUUGGUAAAGAGCUAGUGAAGCCAUUUGAUUUGAGUUGCUCUUUACAGGAUUAUCAGGGAUAUACUACGGACUUGAUUUACAUCUUAAAAGGUUCAAGUACUGUAAUUGCUAAAAUUCCAACAGAAAACAAAGGGGACGUCAAACUUCAUUCUAAAAGUUUCUCCGUGGUUGGAAGCAUCUCUCCUGGAAGUUUCCCUUAUCUUAAUGUAACAUGGACAAGGCCAACAGAAGACUUGUCUGGUCAGUAUACGUGUUUCAUCCAUGCCCGUAACGCAGUAGGGGUGGACUCACUAUACCAGUCAACGGUACAAGUCUCGAUAGAAAAAGCUACAUUUAAAGACUUAUUUGACUUCUCGGCCACCCUGGCAUCUCAGCUAGAAGAAACAAACUCUCAGCUGAGCUCCAUCUCUAAUAAAAUGUCCGCAGCGAAUGCUGAACUCAACAUGCUGAGACCGAAUGUACAAGAAGGGACUGUUUCCUGUGGGAUUGCCGUCACAUAUACUCCCGCUCCACCAGAUCCAACAUGUUUUCCAAAUCGAGAAAGUAGACACCGUGUACGUUUCAACACAACAUAUGCCAAGGCACCAUCCGUCACUCUCAGCCUAACAAGUUUUGAUGUCAAUGGAGAUUUCAACUCCAGGUACUAUUUCUACUCGACCAAAGUAACUACAGAAGGAUUCGAAGUUGUUUGCGGUACUUGGUGUAAUACUGUCAUCUACGGCAUGCAUGUUCGCUGGCAGGCAGUCAAUAAAUAAAACUUAUCACUUUUGUUUCACAAU
This is a messenger RNA of Biomphalaria glabrata, 1087 nucleotides long. RefSeq lists its product as uncharacterized. NCBI's taxonomy places the organism in Eukaryota, Metazoa, Mollusca, Gastropoda, Planorbidae. The record is from RefSeq and is a predicted model, not a curated record. Gene Ontology annotation, molecular function: carbohydrate binding. Gene Ontology annotation, biological process: cell adhesion. Bases 209 to 1063 code for a protein of 284 amino acids. The transcript is spliced from 4 exons.